AAAACGUCACUUCGUGCUCUCUUCCGCUUGACCUCGCGUGCGUCAAUCGCGGCACUCGUCGGCCCGCAGGUCUCCAAUAUUUAUAUUUGGUUCCCAAGCAGCCAUGGCGUCGCACCUCUGGGUCAUCGGUGUGUCGCUGUCGCUCACCGCCACGCUCUUCGGCACGCUGGGCAAGGUGCUGCUCAAGUUGGCACACACAUCGUCUCAGGCAUUGUCAGUGAAGGCAGCAGCAACCGUGUGCGUAUUCCUGCUCAACCCCGUAUUUGAUGCGAUGAGCUACGCGUAUGCAGCACAGUCUAUUUUGGCGCCUAUGGCUGGUUUUAGCGUCGUGUGGAAUAUCGUGUUGUCACCGUAUCUACUUAAUGAGAAGGUGUCCACACACGAUAUUAGAGGAUCAGCAGUCAUUUUGUUGGGCUGCGUGCUUGUUGGAAUUUCGGGAAGUCACGAUACACCGACACACCACAGCGCCGAGCUUUUUGCACUUUUCCAGAGCCGUAUCUUCCUCGAGUACGCCGUAUUCGCUGUGUGCACAGCGGCGGUGUUGGUGUGGAUGAUUUGCACGUACGACAAGAAGAGCGGGUGGAGGAGGUUUGCAUUCGGUGCUCUCUCUGGUUUAAUCGGUGGCAACCUCUUUUUCCUCAAGGCCUCAGUUGAAUUGCUGGCUGAAGGUGGAGCUAUUUGGUCGAAUCCGGAGACAUAUAUCAUUUUCGUAUCUGCAUUAUCCACGGCAGGCGGUGGUAUCUACGUCCUUGAUCGAGGUCUGCGCGAGUACGACGCGCUUUAUCUCGUUGCGAUUUACCAGGCUUUCCUCAUCCUCAUCGGCUCCAUUUCGGGUGUUAUCUUCUUCCACGAGAUUUCGGGCAUGAACUCAUGGUGGCAACUAGUUGUCUACCCUUGCAGCAUCGUCACGACAGUGGGUGGCAUCAUUGUCCUGUCAGAAAAGCACACAGAACACUGUGAUCCGGUUUAUCCCAGCAGUGCGAUUAAUGGAGCCAAGCAAGGUGAAAUAUCGCCGCUUAUCACCUCAAACGGAACCAAGAACGGAUUCAAGCACGGCUCCAUUGAGGUUGUUUAAUAGCGCCACGGAUUCUAGGGAAGAAAUAGCACCAUCAACAAAUACUAGUACCUAGGUACAGGCAAUCCAUAGACGUCUGGCUUUCAGUAAAUGUACUGAAUGCUAGCAAAUGCAUUUCUACGCAAGUCUCCGAUACUAACGGAGGACACGUUACUGUCUACGCCUAGUUAACACUUAGUUGCAG
This is a messenger RNA of Phytophthora nicotianae INRA-310, 1259 nucleotides long. RefSeq lists its product as hypothetical. Gene Ontology annotation, biological process: magnesium ion transport. The transcript has 4 exons. Gene Ontology annotation, cellular component: membrane. The record is from RefSeq and is a predicted model, not a curated record. NCBI's taxonomy places the organism in Eukaryota, Oomycota, Peronosporomycetes, Peronosporales, Peronosporaceae. The coding region runs from base 104 to 1075 and encodes 323 amino acids. Gene Ontology annotation, molecular function: magnesium ion transmembrane transporter activity.